This is a messenger RNA of Acanthosepion pharaonis, 3240 nucleotides long. NCBI's taxonomy places the organism in Eukaryota, Metazoa, Mollusca, Cephalopoda, Sepiida, Sepiidae. The record is from the annotation of a GenBank genome assembly.
AUGGCGGAAGAACAGGAAUUAAUACAGCUAGAGAAUCUGUGCAAACAGAUGUAUGAAACUGCCGACAGUAAUUUGCGCAGUGAAGCUGAAAAGGCUCUAGUUGCUUUUGCCUCAUCUCCUGAUUGUCUCAGCAAAUGUCAACUAUUAUUGGAAAGAGGAAAUUCACCAUAUGCACAACUUUUGGCAGCUUCUACUCUUACGAAAUUGGUGAGUCGACCAAAUAUGACUUUACCUCUGGAACAAAGAAUCGAUAUACGAAAUUAUGUUUUAAACUAUUUGGGCACAAGACCAAAGCUAGUGCACUACGUCCUUCAAUCUCUGGUUCAGCUUUUUGCACGAAUAACAAAAUUGGAUGUUGCAAAAUUCAUUCAGAGUAUGUCCACACAGCAUGUGAUGAUUGGGGUCCAGUUGUUGUCUCAGUUAGUAUGUGAAAUGAAUCAAUUGAGUGAGGCAGAAGCAAGCAGGUCCAUUACAAAACACCGUAAAACUGCAUCAUCAUUUCGUGACACCCAACUCUAUGAAAUAUUUCAACUAGCAUGUUCAUUACUUAGAACAGCUGAAGGUAAUCUGAAAACACUGGAUUUUUCAGAUGAUAGUCAGCAUGGCUUGUUAUCCCACUCCCUCCGAUUAGCACUGAACUGCUUGACUUUUGACUUCAUAGGCGCUUCAACAGAUGAAUCAUCAGAUGAUUUAUGCACUGUACAAAUUCCAACCAGUUGGCGUUCCGUCUUCCUUGAUUUUAGUACGCUGCAAUUGUUUUUUGAUUUGUAUGCUGGCCUACCAUCUUCAUUAUCAUCAAUGGCUCUUUCUUGUCUUGUUCAAGUUGCUUCUGUACGACGCUCUUUAUUUAACAAUGACGAACGAGCACAAUUUCUGAAUCAUCUUGUUGCAGGUGUGAGGCGGAUAUUAGAACAUCCUCAGAGUUUGUCACAUCCAAACAACUACCAUGAAUUUUGUCGGUUACUUGCACGAUUAAAGUCCAAUUAUCAGUUGGGAGAACUUGUUAAAGUUGACAAUUAUCCUGAAAUCAUUAAACUGAUUGCUGAAUUUACAGUGACCAGUUUGCGUAUGUGGCAGUGUGCACCUAAUAGUAUUCAUUAUUUGUUGAGUCUGUGGCAGCGAAUGGUUGCUUCUGUUCCAUAUGUGAAAGCAUCUGAACCACAUUUGUUGGAAACCUACACUCCUGAAGUAACCAAGGCAUACAUUACGUCCAGAAUGGAAUCAGUUCAUGUGGCCUUAAGUGAAGGGAUGGAAGACCCAUUAGAAGAUAGUGGCAUGGUGACUCAACAGCUGGAUCAGCUUUCAACUAUUGGGCGAUGUGAAUAUGAGAAAACUUGUGCUCUGUUAGUACAGUUGUUUGAUGAAGCUGCACAGAGAUAUCAGGAGUUGAUUUCAUCAGGAGGGCAAAAUGUAGAAAUCACAGUGCAACAAGGGCGUCUUACCUGGUUAGUGUAUAUAAUUGGUGCUGUUGUUGGUGGAAGGGUAUCUUUUGCAAGCACAGACGAACAUGAUGCAAUGGAUGGUGAAUUAGUCUGUAGAGUUUUACAGUUGAUGAAUCUUACUGACUCUCGAUUGCAACAGAGUGGUUGUGAAAAGUUGGAGUUGGCUAUUUUAAGUUUCUUUGAACAAUUCAGAAAAAUUUAUGUUGGUGAUCAAGUUCAAAAAACUUCUAAGGUGUAUCGAAGGUUAUCUGAAGUAUUAGGAUUGAGUGACGAGUCCAUGGUUUUGAGUGUUUUCAUUGGAAAAAUCAUCACGAAUCUUAAAUAUUGGGGUCGAAGUGAACAAAUAAUUACCAAGACACUUCUGUUGCUAAGUGACUUAUCAGUCGGCUAUAGCAGUGGUCGCAAAUUGGUGAAACUAGAAGCGGUACAGCUAAUGCUCAACAAUCACACAAGUGAUCACUUUCCAUUUUUGGGUGUUAACACAAACAGUAAUAUUAUGGCAGAUAUGCGAUGUCGGACCACUUUUUAUACAGCCCUUGGUCGACUGUUACUUGUUGAUCUCGGUGAAGAUGAGGAAAAAUUUGAUCAAUUUAUGUUACCACUUACAGCUGCUUUUGAUGCGGUGGGCAAUAUGCUUGCAAAUGCUGACACACCAAAUAAAAUGGAAGAAGCGAAGAGAUCCUUAAUUGGCUUGGCUCGUGACCUUAGAGGAGUAGCUUUUGCCUUUAACACAAAAACAAGCUACAUGAUGCACUUUGACUGGAUCUAUCCUACUUACACACCUGUGUUACAUCGGGCAAUUGAGCUGUGGUACCAUGAUCCAUCAGUAACAACACCUGUGCUUAAAUUAAUGGCUGAGUUGGCUCAGAAUCGGUCUCAACGAUUACAGUUUGAUGUUUCUUCUCCUAAUGGUGUUUUGUUAUUUAGAGAAAUUAGCAAGAUUGUUGUGAGUUAUGGUCAGCGAAUUCUCUCUAUAGGUGAUAUUCCUAAAGACCAGCUCUAUCCUAUGAAAUUGAAAGGUAUCUCAAUAUGUUUUUCUAUGUUGAAAGCUGCAUUGUGUGGAAACUAUGUCAAUUUUGGUGUGUUUAGAUUGUAUGGAGAUGAUGCUCUUGAUAAUGCACUGGGGAUGUUUGUCAAACUUUUGCUGUCCAUAUCACAAAAUGACCUGCUGGAUUAUCCAAAGCUCAGCCAAAACUAUUAUGCUUUAUUGGAAUGUCUUGCCCAGGACCACAUGAUGUUCAUCAGCAAUUUAGAACCACAAGUCUUUCUUUAUAUUCUGUCUACUAUAUCGGAAGGACUUACAGCUUUAGAUACUAUGGUCUGUACUGGCUGCUGUGCAAUAUUGGACAAUAUAGUCACAUAUCUAUUCCGGCAGUUGACACGGAAAAAGAAAAAAAGCCAUCCAACUAGCAUACCAGACAGUGAAGCAUUCCUUAGAAUACUUGAAGUCCAUCCAGAAAUUUUGCAACAGAUGUUAUCAACAGUUUUAAAUAUCAUCAUGUUUGAAGACUGCCGUAAUCAGUGGUCAAUGUCCCGCCCUCUCCUGGGCCUCAUUUUGUUGAAUGAGGAUUAUUUCCACAAAUUGAGGGACAACAUCAUUUCCAGUCAACCUGCAGACAAACAACCUGCCAUGGCACAGUGUUUUGAGAAUUUGAUGGACGGAAUCGAGCGAUCUCUACUAACCAAAAACAGGGACAGAUUUACUCAGAAUCUGUCUGUAUUCAGGAGAGAUGUUAACGACAGUCUGAAGACCCCCAGCAACAAUUUAUCCCAGCUUCUUCAGGUUCCCUGGAUAUGA